Molecule: messenger RNA, 909 nt
Organism: Diceros bicornis minor
Lineage: Eukaryota; Metazoa; Chordata; Mammalia; Perissodactyla; Rhinocerotidae
Product: MHC class I-like protein MILL2
Exons: 4
Coding region: 1-909 (302 amino acids)
Biological process (GO): immune response; positive regulation of T cell mediated cytotoxicity; antigen processing and presentation of endogenous peptide antigen via MHC class I via ER pathway, TAP-independent
Cellular component (GO): external side of plasma membrane
Source: RefSeq, a predicted model, not a curated record
AUGGGGUUAGUGUCCCCUGGGGACCCCAGAGCCCUGAGCCACCUGCUGCUCCUGUUGCUGCUACUGCAGGAGUCGUCCCUGGAGUCCGACACUGGAACCCACACUCUCCGCUACGACCUCAUGGCCCUGUCCCUGGACAGACCUGAGAAGUCCCAGUUCCUGGCCCUGGGGUACUUUGAUGAUGAGCUCUUCCUGCGCUAUGAUGGCGAGAGCCAGAGGGCAGAGCCCCGGGGUCUAGGGAUCAAGAUGGACCUGGGAGCUGAGACCUGGGAGAGAGAGACCAAGGACCUGAAGGAGAAGGAGCGGCAGCUCAGACAGAUGCUGACAGAGAUCAUGGGCCAGCAGGGCCAGGGCCCAGGCCUUCACUCCCUCCAGGCCACAUUGGGCUGUGAGCUGCAGGGAGACCUCACUGUUAGAGGCUUCUGGCGCUUGGGCUACAACGGGCAAGAUCAGGACUUCCUCACCUUCAACUCAGAGACCCUCCCAUGGUCGGUGGCCACGCCCUCAGCCCAGCACAUCAAGAAGCUCUGGGAGACCCAAGAUCCCCCAUCAGUGACUGUGACCCGCAGUAAGAACCUGGUGGGCCACGUCCUCCUGAGGUGCUGGGUUUUUAGUUUCUAUCCUCGGGGUGCCACCCUGACCUGGCUUCGGGAUGGGGAGCCCAUGCACCAGGGCAGCUUUGGGCCUGGGGCCAACCUGCCCAGUGGGGACGGGAACUACCAGACCUGGGUGGCCACUUGGAUUCCCCCUGGAGAGGAGCAGAGGUUCGUCUGCCACGUGGGACACUGGGGGCUGAACACCACGGUCCCUGCAGUCUCUGGUGAGGAACCAGGGGAGCCCUCGGGGUCCAGGGAGCUGGAGGCAGUGUUGGUGCAGGAGCAUCAUAUGAAGAAGGCCCACUGUGUAUAA